Messenger RNA from Saccharomyces mikatae IFO 1815, 1869 nucleotides. It is a transcript of the gene CHS5, whose product is annotated as Chs5p. Gene Ontology annotation, cellular component: trans-Golgi network; exomer complex. Lineage: Eukaryota; Fungi; Ascomycota; Saccharomycetes; Saccharomycetales; Saccharomycetaceae. The coding region runs from base 1 to 1869 and encodes 622 amino acids. The transcript has a single exon. The record is from RefSeq and is a predicted model, not a curated record. Gene Ontology annotation, molecular function: protein dimerization activity. Gene Ontology annotation, biological process: conjugation with cellular fusion; Golgi to plasma membrane transport.
AUGUCUUCAGUUGAUGUACUGUUAACAGUCGGUAAGCUAGACGCCUCAUUGGCGUUGCUAACCACUCAGGAUCAUCAUGUUAUUGAGUUCCCUACUGUAUUAUUACCAGAGAAUGUUAAGGCUGGAUCUAUCAUCAAAAUGCAAGUGUCCCAAAAUUUGGAGGAAGAACGAAAACAGAGGAAUCAUUUUAAGAGCAUUCAAGCUAAAAUCUUAGAGAAAUACGGUACUCACAAACCGGAAAACCCGGUCUUGAAAAUUGUGAAUGUCACGCAGACAAGUUGCGUCCUGGCAUGGGAACCAUUGAAACUUGGUUCAGCAAAAUUGAAAUCUCUAAUUCUAUAUAGGAAGGGUAUACGUUCGAUGGUCAUUCCAAACCCAUUUAAAGUGACUACUACAAAAAUAUCUGGUCUUUCUGUUGAUACACCAUAUGAAUUCCAACUGAAGCUACUAACCACAUCAGGAACGUUGUGGUCUGAAAAGAUUAUCCUUCGUACCCAUAAAAUGACCGAUAUGUCUGGUAUUACUGUAUGUUUAGGACCAUUAGACCCAUUGAAAGAAAUUUCAGGUUCACAGGUAUCCCAAUGUUUGUCUCACAUUGGAGCAAGACCUUUACAACGUCACGUUGCCAUAGAUACUACCCAUUUUGUGUGUAAUGAUUUGGACAAUGAAGAAAGCGAUGAAGAACUGAUGAAGGCGAAGCACAAUAACAUACCAAUUGUCAGACCGGAAUGGGUGAGAGCUUGUGAAGUUGAGAAAAGAAUAGUCGGUGUCAGAGGCUUUUACUUGGAUGCAGACCAAAGUAUACUGAAAAGUUAUAUAUUCCCACCAAUAAAUGAAGAAGAAGUCUCGAAUUCAAAAGAGAAUGAAACCGUACCUGAAGACAUUAAAGGUGUUGAACGGAUUGAAUCGCAUAAUGAUGAUGAGGACGAAUCCUCGCAAACUGAGGAACAGGAAAAAAAAAGUAAAAGUGCAGCUGCUCAAGGAAUCCCUGAGGAAGGCACGUUGCAUACUUCGGCUCCUCACGAGAAUGACAUUAUCACUGAAACUGUCAAUCCAUCUGUAAAAAGUUUGAAAAGUGAACCUGUUGGUACUCCAACUAUUGAAGAAAACGAAGUGGGCUCUUCGACAGGCGACGUGAGUGAAGCACAAAAAGAAACAGCGGCCCAACCCUCUGCUGACGAAGAAACUGUAGAACCCAAGGAUGAGGAAAACGAAGUGGGCUCUUCUACAGGUGACGUGAGUGAAGCACAAAAAGAAACAGCGGCCCAACCCUCUGCUAACGAGGAAACUAUAGAGCAGAAAGCGGAGGAUUUCAAUGUGCAUGUUAACAAGCCAGCUAUUAGUGGGUUUGCUGGAACUGAAGAAGGGAGCGAAAAUGUACAGAAGGACGAAGGCAACGUAGAUACAAAACUAGUAAGGGAAAAGAGCGAGACCGCCGAAGAUUCUGUCAUUGAGCCUGAGUGUACAGAAAUUGAACCUGAAACUUCGGAUUCAAAUAAUCUUGCGGAAGGACCUAGUGAAGCUAGUAAAAGAACUGCUUCUCCAAAUCAGCAAGAAGAAAAUACAGUAUUUGAACCAUCUAAUGAAAUUGAACCGAUAGAGCUAGAGCUUACUGUUCCAGAGACACAACACGACGUCAGUGAUGUUUCCAAACGAGCUAAUUCGGACGAAAACAUUCCUAACUUAAAAGCCGAAGUUUCUGCCCCUAUUGAGGAAAGUGAAUUUACAGAAGACCAAGAGAAAACGGAAGCUGACGUAGUUGUCGACGAUGUUUUGCUCACUGGUGAACUCAAAAAAAACAACGGCAACAGCAAUAACAAUAAUAAGAAGAAAAACAAGAAAAACAAGAAAAAGGGGAAGAAGAAAUGA